Molecule: messenger RNA, 4502 nt
Organism: Nycticebus coucang (slow loris)
Lineage: Eukaryota; Metazoa; Chordata; Mammalia; Primates; Lorisidae
Gene: CIMIP2B
Product: family with sequence similarity 166 member B
Exons: 5
Coding region: 2989-3663 (224 amino acids)
Source: RefSeq, a predicted model, not a curated record
CUUGCCAAACAACAAUGACAACAACAACAACAACGACGACAACAAAGCGGGCAUUGUGGCAGGCGCCUGUAGUCCCACCUACUUGGGAGGCUGAGGCAAGAGAAUUGCUUGAGCCCAAGAGUUUGAGGUUGCUGUGAGCUGUGAGCUGUGGCGUCAUAGUGAAACUCUGUCUCAAAAAAAAAAAAAAUAAAAAAAUAAGAAAAGAAAAUAAAAUGAUUCAUAGGCCAGUGUGGUGGCUUAUGUCUGUAAUCCUAGCACUCUGGGAGGCAUGAACCUUGUAUCUACUAAAAAUAGAAAAAAACUAGCCAGGCCUAGGGGAAGGCACCCAUAGUCCCAUCUACUCACGACACUGAGGCAAGAGGUUUGCUUGAGCCCAGGAGUAUGAGAUUGCUGUGAGCUAUGAUGCCAUGACACUCUACACAGGUGACAGUGUGAGACUGUCUUAAAAAAAAAAAAAGAUUAAUAGUCUACAAGAAAAAGUACAGGAAACGAGAUCUAAGAGAGUGGGGGGGAGCAUGAUUAAAAUCCAGCUCUGAUAUAAAACCAGCACAUUGUACCCCAUGAUUGCAUUAACAUACACAGCUAUGAUUUAAUAAUAAUAAUAAUAAAAAAAACAGCUCUGGACCAGGCACAGGGGUGCAUACCUAGACUGGUGAGGAUACGGUGGGAGGAUCACUUGAGUUUGAGUCCAGCCUGGGCAACAUUGCAAGACCCUGUCUCAAACACAAAAACCCCACAAAUAGUUAUAGGGCUGUCCCACCUUUCCAAGGUAGAGCUCUGCUCUUCUUCACAACCCAGACUGUGCUAGUGCCCAUACUGCCAGGCACAGCAUUAACAUCUCAGGGGAAUUGCAUAAGAGCUCUAGGCCCCAAGGAACACAUGUCAUGUUUCCCACUAUUCUGCCAAGGACGUCCUUGGUAUGAGUCAUUCAGAGUUGGAGUUGUAGGGGACUUGCCUCUCAGUUCAGAAAAUAUGCUAGUGUGAGGGCAGAAGCAGAGUGGAGCACCCUAAGUAGCAGAAGUGUGUCAAGCCUCGCAGCCUAUAGAGUCUCACUAUGUCACCCUCGGUAGAGUGCUGUGGCAUCACAGCUCAUAGCAACCUCAGACUCUUGGGCUUAAGUGAUUCUCUUGCCUCAGCCUCCCAGGUAGCUGGGACUACAGGUGCCUGCUGCAACGCUCAGCUAUGUUUUUUGGUUGCAGUUGUCAUUGUUGUUCAGUAGGCCCAGGCCAGGCUCGAACCCACCAGCUUUGGUGUAUGUGACCAACACCCUACUCCCUGAGCUACAGGUGCCAUGAAUCAUAACAAAUUCUGAUUUAUCCCCUCUUCUUACCCCUUGCCCCAACUUUAUUCCCUUUUCCCCUGAACUCCCACAGUAACAAUCUUUGUGUCCACUGAAUUUAUAACCAUUCAGUGAUCUCCCUUAUGUGUUAGUAGCUGAGAGACAGUAUUAGACACUAAGGGAGGAAUGUAAGUUUUAGCAGCUGAUGCUAGGCACAGGGGUAAGUUCUUUUCACACAUACUAGCUUACUUUAUCCUUACUACAUAGUGGUAGCUUAGGUUAUUUUAACUUUCAUGUUAUAAUUUAGAGGCAUUCAGGUUCAGAAGUUAAACUACCUACUCAGAGACAUUAAGCUCAAGGUCACAAACUAUUAUGAGCCUGUGACUGCAUGACCUCUUAUAGUUUCACAAUUACAAAACACAUUUGCACAUAUUAAUCUAAGCCUCACAGCAGCAGAGUGAGCAGUAGAAUCUGCAUUUUUAAAAAAAAUUUAUUUUGAGACAGUGUCACUAUGUUGCCUUUGGUAGAGUGCCCUGGCAUCACAGCUCACCAGCAACCUCAAACUCUUGGGCUUAAGCAAUUCUCUUGCCUCAACCUCCCAAGUAGCUGGGACUACAGGUGCCCACCACAACACCCAGCUAUUUUUUGUUGCAGUUGUUGUUUAGCAGGUCCGAGCUAGGUUCGAACCCACUAGCCUGGGUCUAUGAGGCCAAUGCCCUAACCGCUGAGCUAUGGGUGCUGAGCCAGAAUUUGCAUUUUAGAGGACAGUGGGACCAGACUUGCCCAAAGGCACGCAGAACUUAGCUUAUCCAACUCCCACCCAUAUUAGUGAGCAUCCUGCCACUGUCAAGUGUUAUCUGGCACAGCAUGGCCUAUUUGCUGACUGGAUGAUUAAGAUAUAACAGGUAUUCAAUAAAUAAUUUUUUUUUUUGAGACAAAAGUUUCACUCUGUUGCUGAGCUGUGGCACCAUCACAGCUCAGAGCAACCUCAAAACUUCUGGGUUAAAGGAUCUUCCUGCCUCAGCCUCCCAAGUAGCUGAGACUACAAGUACCUAGCACAAUGCCCAGCUAAUUUUUCUAUUUUUAGUACAGAUGGGAUAUUGCUCUUGCUCAGGGUGGUCUCAAACUCCUAAGCUCAAGGGAUCACCUGCCUCUGCCUUCCAGAGUGCUAGGAUCAUAGGCCUGAGCCACCAUGCCAGGCCUCAAUAAAUAAUUCUUGUUAAAUUAUAUUAUUGAAAAUAAAUCUACUGUUACUGCCUGGAGGCCUCUAGGUUCCUUUUAUCCCUGUCUUUUAUCACCUUCCCUCGAUGCUUGGGUUCCCCUUUAGAGACCCUCUUUCCCCACGAACUCCAUCCCCUCCCCAAAGACUCACAGGGGGGCACAAUCUCUAUGUCUUCUCACAUAGGUGCUCUUAUGGUGCUCAGGAAUAGUUUUUGAGAUAGAGCUGAAUGGCACUAAUGGCUUUUGCUCCCCGACAUCCCACCCCAUGGCUUCCUUCCUUCCUGGCUUGGGGAGGCUGCACUCCUCAGCUCUUCCUUGCCCCACGUGGCAAGAUGGUACUUAUCCUGGGCCUGAGAGCCUUUGUUCUCCAAUUCCACUGGCCCCUCCCUGCUAGCCCCACCCCCUUCCUCUGGCCCCAUAGCCCUGGACACAGUACACAGUCCAGAGCCUCAGCUCGAAGGGAAACAAAAGGAGCUGCCUAGGUUCCCAUGGCUGUCGCCAGCACCUUCAUACCAGGGCUCAACUCUCAGAACCCUCAUUUCAUCCCAGGGUACACUGGACACUGCCCUCUACUUCGAUUCAGCAUGGGCCAGACCUAUGGGCAGGUGACUGGCCAGCUACUUCGAGACCCUCCUGGUCUAGCCUGGCCCCCUGCACAUCGCACACUUCUGCCUCCUAUUCGGCCUCCAAGAUCUCCUGAGGUUCCCAAGGGGAGCCUGCCUGUCAGGUGUGGGCAUUCAAGCCUCAGCUCCAGCAUGAUCCCUGGGUACACAGGUUUUGUACCCCGGGCACAGUUUAUCUUUGCCAAGAACUGCAGCCAGGUCUGGGCUGAGGCUCUGAAUGAGUUUACCCAGUUGGAUGGGGGGAAAGGGAGUAAAGAGCUGCUGAAGGAGGCUAAGGGAGAAAAAGACAUGGAGAAAAACCAAGAGCCAAAGCUGGGACUGGAGCUGGAGGAGAAGGGGCCAACCCUGGAGGAGGCAGAACAAGCUUCUCCCUAUUCCAUGGAUGACACAGACCCUCAGAAGUUCUUCAUGUCAGCUCCAGCUUUCCUGUGCUCACCAACCAGGCAUUGCAGGAAUUUGGGCAGAAGUACUCACUGGGAAGAACCCAGAAGGAUCCCAAACAUCUUCCCCCACUUCUCAAAACCUGCCAGCAGAGCCUAGGUCUCUUACCUAACUAUGGGGGCUAUGUGCCAGGUGAGACUGGCCCAGAGAAGGGCUUUGGGAGCUGGAAUGUUUGUAUGGGUAAGGAGUAGGUGGGGGUGGUUUGGGAGGUGGGAACUAAUAGAUAUGGGGGGGAGGAGAGGACUGCAGAUCAUGUGGUUCAGCUUUUUUUUUUUUUGAGACAGAGUCUCACUGUGUCGCCCUCUGUAGAGCUGUGAAAUCACAGUUUACAGCAAACUCUUGGGCUUAAGAGAUUCUCUUGCCUCAAUCCCCCAAGUAGCUGGGAUUACAAGUGCCUGCCACAACACCUGGCUAUAUUUUGUUGUUGUAGUUGUCACUGUUCUUUGGCAGGCCUGGGCUGGGUUCGCCAGCCCUGGUGUAUGUAGCUGGCGCCCUAGCCACUGAGCUACAGGUGCUGAGUCAGGUCAGCUUUGUCAUUAGGCAGAAAAGGAAAUUGAGAAAGCUCACAGUCAGGGGUAAGGACCAGAUUUCAGUGGGGAGUUUGGAGGGUUGGCUGAGAAUUAAAUGGCUUUUCCAUGACACUGGCUACACAUGACGGACUCUCUUGGCCACACAGGGUAUAAGUUCCAGUUUGGCCACACAUUUGGGCAUCUCACCCGCGAUACUUUGGGCCUCAGCACCAUCCAGAAGCAGUUCCUGGCUUAGGCACUUGGACUUCAAGUUCUCCUUUCCCUCUUCAUCCUAUCUCAGCCAUCCUUCUGGAAGGAAGAGAGGUGGGUGGGAGGAUGGGGGGCAACACAAAGAGAAAAUGGUUUGGAGGCUGAGCACCUUUUUUAUUAAUAGGUGUAAUAAAUAAAUAAAUACAUACAUGAACAGAA